Prunus persica (peach) is the source of this 2920-nucleotide messenger RNA. RefSeq names its product cytochrome P450 714C2. The coding region runs from base 469 to 2040 and encodes 523 amino acids. The record is from RefSeq and is a predicted model, not a curated record. Gene Ontology annotation, molecular function: monooxygenase activity; iron ion binding; heme binding. The transcript is spliced from 5 exons. NCBI's taxonomy places the organism in Eukaryota, Viridiplantae, Streptophyta, Magnoliopsida, Rosales, Rosaceae.
UUUGGUAGUCGGCAUUGUGCCUCACCAUUUGGAGGUGCCGUGUGUGUGCUGAGAACUGCUGCUCUUUUUGUUGUCGCACCAGAGAGAGGAGAGACAGAGAGGAUUUUCUUGUAAUUUCUCUUGUUUGGUUCUUUCUAUUUGUGAGCAAGAAUCUCAGAUUUUGUCUUGGCUCUAUUGUACUUGGGAUUUGGGCUGUGAGAGUUAAACUCUUUCAUUCCUAGAAUAGGUUAGAGGGUUAAUCCUCUUUGGUUGUCAUUCCUAUUGUCUUUUGCUUAUUUGCAGUGAUGUAUGCUUAAGAGUUGACAUGGUCCAUGGAACCAUAAGAAACAAAAGACCGACUUUGAUGCUACACUCCAAUGAUUUCGCAAAAAAUUCAAUAAUAGUCACAUAGUUGUGAGUUUUUGCUAUAAAUUGGAUACUAAAAAAGAAUAGACAGAAAGCAAAAGAAGCAGAGGAAUUAGUAUAAAAAUGGAAGCUGAGGCAGCAGCAGCAAAGGUCAUAGUGUCAGUAUUGUUGGGUGGGUUUUUGGUCUUGUUUUUAUACCUCUGUGAACUUGUGUUAUUGAGGCCUAGAGGGCUAAGAUCAAAGCUUGGGAAGCAAGGAAUUAGAGGGCCUCCUCCUUCGUUUCUCUUAGGGAACCUCUCUGCAAUAAAGAGGCUGCAAAGCAAGGGCCAUUCAACAGCAACAAAGACUGCUGAUCCAACAAAACUCCAUCAUGAUGGUGAUGUAGCUUCUAUUGAUCAUGAAUGGCAUUCAAAAAUCUUCCCCUACAUAGAGCAGUGGCGAAAUGAAUAUGGGCAAAUAUUUAUGUAUGCAAGUGCACACCUACAACAAUUAUGCAUCACAGAUGUAGAGGUGGUGAAGGAAAUUGGUCUAUGCAAGUCUCUAAACUUAGGGAAGGCUUCUUUAACUUCGAAGGUUGUUGGGCCACUAUUGGGCAAAGGCCUUUUAUCAUCGAAUGGCGUAAUUUGGGCCCAUCAAAGGGGAAUUAUUGCUCCCGAGCUAUAUCUUGAUAAGGUUAAGGGCAUGGUGGACCUAAUAGUGGACUCCACAACCUCAAUGCUAAGAAGUUGGGAAGAUGAAAUCGACAGCAAGGGAGGAAUUGCAGAAAUUAAAGUUGAUAAGUAUUUGAGAAACUUAGCUGCAGAUAUAAUUUCAAGAGCUUGUUUUAAUAACAGAUAUGAUCAAGUCGAAGAUAUCUUCAAUAAACUUAGGGCUCUGCAAAAAGUUUUGACAAAGGGAAUCAUGUCGCUUCCGGGUUUGAGAUUGCUGCCUACAAAAGACAAUAGAGAAACAUGGAGAUUAGAGAAGGAAGCUGAGUCAAUGAUAUUAAAGCUGGUAAAACAACGUAUUGAAGCUUCAGGUGAGGAAGAUUUAUUCCAAAUGCUUCUUGCUGGUGCUGGGGAUUCCAAAGGCCUAUCGCAGAAGAAAUUCAUUGUCGAUAACUGCAAGACUAUAUUCUUUGCUGGCCAUGAGACCACUGCCAUUGCAGCAUCAUGGAGCUUGAUGUUACUAGCUGCACAUCCAUAUUGGCAAGCUCGUGCUCGUGCUGAGGUGCUCGAAAUCUGCGGGGAUAAUCCUCUAGACGGAGAUAUGCUUCGAAACAUGAAAGUGCUCAAAAUGGUGAUUCAGGAGGUGUUGCGUCUUUACCCGCCUGCAUUCUUUGUAACUAGAGAGGCCUUUGAAACUGUCACACUCAAGAACAUUGUGAUUCCAAAGGGUGUGAUCCUUCAAAUACCAAUCCCCUUUUUACAGCACAACCCUGACAUAUGGGGGCCGGAUGCGCAUGAGUUCAACCCGGAAAGAUUUGCCAAUGGAACUUUUCAGGCUUGUCGGUCUCCGCAGGCUUACAUGCCAUUCGGAACAGGUCCUCGUAUCUGUGUUGGCCAACAUUUAGUUAUGACGGAACUUAAGGUGCUUCUUGCUUCAGUUCUAUCAAAGUUCUGCUUCUCCCUCUCACCAGCGUACCAGCACGCCCCUCUUUUUAGUUUGGUUACUGAACCUGGGCAUGGUGUUAUUCUCCAUGUCAGGAAAGUGUAAUGUUGUGAAGUUUCAGAAGCUCUGGGGCUCCUAUGUUAAAUUUGUUCUGUAUCUGCAAAUAAUGUUUCAUAGAAUUGCAGGAAACAAUAUGCUGCUAAAUAUGUAAUCUAUGUCAGUGAUCUAUCCCAGCAUGUUUUGUAAAAUAUUUUCCAUCAUUAAAGUUAGAUGCAGAGGGACAGAUUUCAACAUAACAAAACAAGAAGAGAAAAGGAAAGAACAUUCUUCAAUUUAUGCUUUUUCAUGACUAGGUCAUUGAUCUAUCCAUGCUUUUUUUUUUCUUUUCUGGGUAGAUGAACUAAGUAUUCCCAAAAUAUUUUCCAUGGUUAAAGAGGCAAAGGAACAGAUUUCUACGAAACAAAAGAAGAAAAAGAGGGGAAGAUGUCUCUCCCAUAAUUAUUAAGGUUUGUAUGAAUCACUCAAAUAUAUCUGGAUGACUCAAAUAUCCAGCAACAUGACAUGUAUCUAGCAAGACAACAUUACCCUAUAUAUAGCUGUGUGUAUAUAUAGAAAAAAUUUUCUCGCCAGCCUGCUAAAAUGCCUUAUGUUACCAUACUGUGAAUAUAAACCAUUGAUUAGCUCGAUUAUCGCCAAAUGUGUGUGUCCAGAUUUACAGUAUGGCAGCAUAACUAUGACAGGAGAACAUGCUCCAUAUACACAGGUCAGCUACUCAAAAUAACGUAGAUUGAGUAGGUGAAAGAAUAUACAUGCAAAUUCUCCAAUCAGAUUAGAUUUGGCUCAAAUGUUCAGGCUGUUUUUCAUUUCUUUUCUUGUAAAUUUGCAAUGAAGAUGAGAUCCUGGAAAAUAUAUAAAUGCUACACAACAUAUCAUCAACAUUUCAGACUUGGAAUGGAAACAAAGUCUAACAUUGUUUGCAGACAAU